This is a messenger RNA of Phaethon lepturus (White-tailed tropicbird), 1545 nucleotides long. It is a transcript of the gene CARF, whose product is annotated as calcium responsive transcription factor. Gene Ontology annotation, molecular function: DNA-binding transcription factor activity, RNA polymerase II-specific; RNA polymerase II cis-regulatory region sequence-specific DNA binding. The annotation marks the transcript as partial. The transcript has 9 exons. Gene Ontology annotation, biological process: regulation of transcription by RNA polymerase II. The record is from RefSeq and is a predicted model, not a curated record. Gene Ontology annotation, cellular component: nucleus. NCBI's taxonomy places the organism in Eukaryota, Metazoa, Chordata, Aves, Phaethontiformes, Phaethontidae.
AAAAUUGGGGACUCGUACCGCGGCUAUUGUGUGAGCGAGACAGAAUUAGAGAGCAUUCUAACGCUACACAAGCAGCAAACACAAAGUGUGUGGGGGACGCGCCAGUCUCCAAGCCCAGCCAAACCUGCCACACGGUUGAUGUGGAAAUCUCAGUAUGUCCCAUAUGAUGGUAUCCCCUUUGUCAAUGCAGGAAGCAGAGCCAUUGUAAUGGAGUGCCAAUAUGGGCCAAGGAGGAAAGGGUUCCAGCCCAAAAAAGCUGGUGAGCAGGAAGGCACGUUUGGCCAUCUGUACAAAGCCACUUGUCCAGCAAGGAUCUAUAUUAAAAAGAUUCAAAAGUUUCCGGAAUACAGAGUCCCUACUGACCCUAAAAUUGACAAGAAAAUCAUAAGAAUGGAGCAGGAGAAAGCAUUCAACAUGCUGAAGAAGAACUUGAUAGAUGCUGGCGGUGUCCUCAGGUGGUAUGUACAGUUACCCACUCAGCAAGCCCACCAAUAUCAUGAAAUGGAAACUUCCUGCCUCCCUCCUUCACCCUCCCAUUUUUCUGUGUCUUCUCCUGAGGAGGAGGAGGAAGUUGUUAAAGAUGAGAACUGCGCUCUGCCUUCCCGACUUCAUCCUCAAGUGGCAGACAAGAUCCGAGAACUGGUGUCUCAGGGAGUAGAGCAGGUCUAUGCAGUGAGGAAGCAACUAAGAAAGUAUGUGGAAAGAGAAUUAUUCAAGCCUGAUGAAGUGCCAGAAAGACAUAACCUGUCCUUCUUCCCCACUGUGAAUGACAUCAAGAACCACAUCCAUGAAGUGCAGAAGUCCCUGAGGAAUGGCGAGAUGGUGUAUAAUUCAGAAAGUAUACCAGCAACGCUGCAGUGGACCACAGACAGUGGGAAUGUUCUCACAGAAACGGUGACUGUUACACUUGCCUCGCCACCUUCAGAUGGGAGCUCAGCAGGGGAGUCAGUCGUCACCAAAGCAGAAUCCAACCAGAGCGGGGGGUCCUUGCUACCAGAAACAGCUCAGCUGUUGUCUUCACUGUCUUCACUUCAGCCCAAGGUAUUUGCACAACUUCAGGGUUUACAGCUGCAGUCAACUUUUACCUCCACAAAUGGAUCAACAGCCCCGAUAGCUGUAAAUAACCAUUCCUCUCCCAGCCCUGCAAGUCUCCUGGAUUCCAUAGGGAGUGCAAUGACCAGCCGUUCUUUAGUACUUAGUCAGGGACACAGUCUGCAAGCAGGUGCUGGCCUAACACAGCAUAAUGCUGCUGCCUCUGUCUUUGGAACUCUGCCUGGCUCUGAUCAGAGUCUGGUCACCAUGGGCCAGCUGAUAGCAGUUGGAGGGGUAGAUGACUCCAGAAGCCUAGAAGGAGGAGUCCAUCAGAUUCUCUUGGGAGAUGUACACACUAUUCCAGUACGGAUUGUGGAGAACCAUCCAGCACUUACUGAAGAAAAUACAGAGGGUGUUAUCUGUGUGAGCCAAGUUAAACAAGAGCCAAGAGAAAAAACGUUGUCUAUGGAGCCAAAUAAAAUCAGAGACUGCCAUAGUUCCUCACCUAUUUAA